Metopolophium dirhodum (rose-grain aphid) is the source of this 1605-nucleotide messenger RNA. RefSeq names its product zinc finger MYM-type protein 1-like. The transcript is spliced from 2 exons. Bases 1 to 1605 code for a protein of 534 amino acids. The record is from RefSeq and is a predicted model, not a curated record. Lineage: Eukaryota; Metazoa; Arthropoda; Insecta; Hemiptera; Aphididae.
AUGUGUAAAAAAAAAUCUGAUGAAGAUAAUGCAUCUGCUGUGCUUGAGCCACACACAUCGAAAAAUACAAGUAUUUCUGCUCAAGUAAAUUCAAACCCGGAAUGUUCUACGUCAAUAAAUACGGUACCUACAUUAACUAUUAAUUAUACGCCAAAUGAUUGUGAGUCAUAUCCAGAUUUAGGAUUUUAUAUUAAUAAAUCAGAUUUAUCAGAUGAACUUAAAUAUAAAUUACUAACAAAACCAUAUGUUCCUUCUGAUAAUUAUGAUUUUAAGAAUGACAGUAUUGCACAAAAAAGGAAUUUUAGAAUUGAAUGGCUUAAACAAUAUCGAUGGUUAGUUUAUUCUAGACAUUUAAAAGGUGGUUUAUGCAAACAUUGUGUUGUUUUUCGUCCUGUCGUUAAAAGAGGAUUAUUAGGAGCGUUCAUUGUAAGUGAAUUUACCAAGUAUAAAGAUUUUCAUUUUCACGCAAAAAAACAUAUGCAAUCUGAAUGGCAUACGGAUUUGGUUUCUCAAUCAACAGAUUUUUUAAAAAUUAUGUCCAACAAAGAAAAAAGUGUUACAGAUCAAUUAAAUAUUGCUCAACACUCACAAAUUGAACAAAAUAGAAAAAAGCUAGUCCCUAUUUUGUCAUCAAUAAUAUUUUGUGCGACACAUGAUCUAGCAAUUAGAGGCAAAUUGAGCUGUAGUGGAAAUUUUCAUGAUUUUUUAAAGUUUCGUGUUGAAUCUGGAGUUAGUGUUCUGUCUGAGCAUUUAUCAACAUGUCAUAGUAAAGCUAAAUAUACCUCACAUCGCAUUAAAAAUGAAUUAAUUUUACUAUUAGGAAAUGUAUUAUGUGAUCAAAUUGUUCGAGAAGUAAAUAGUAGCUUAAGUUUUUCACUGUUAGCCGACGAAACUUCCGAUAUUGCUGGCAUUGAACAACUUUCGAUUGGUGUUCGUUAUGUUGAUAGUUCAAAAACUAUAAGAGAAGAAUUUAUAGGAUUUAGUGCACUACAAACAUUAGAUGCAGUUGGUAUAGCUACUUCUAUUUUGACUUCUGUUGAAAAAUACGGUUUGGAUAUGAAUAAACUUGUUGGCUUGGGUUUUGACGGGUGUUCAGUAAUAGCUGGAAAAGAAAAUGGAGUUCAGAAAAUAAUUUGUGAUAAAUAUUCUAAAGCAACAUUUUUCCACUGUGCUUCGCAUAGACUCAAUCUCGUUGUAAAUGAUUUGAAUGCAGUGACAGAAAUACAAAAUACUGUAGGAGUAAUUAAAGAGGUUAUUAAUUUUUUUCGUGAAAGUGUACUUCGUCGAAAAUUGGUUACAAAUAUACCACUUUUGUGUGAUACUCGUUGGUCUGCGAAAUAUAAAUCUAUUCGCAUUUUUGCUGAAAACUUUAUUAAUAUUAAGUCAGUUUUAGAAAAACUAUCUCAUAAUAAUGACUCAGAUUUUAAAGUUAGCACCACUACUCGCACAAAAGCACACCAACUAUUAUGUGCGACAUCAACAUCACAAUUUAUUAUAUCUUUAAAUAUUAUAUCCAAAUACUCAGCUCAAUUAGAACCAGUUACAAAUAAAUUGCAGGUAAAAUCUAUUGAUUUAUACUCGGUCCAAAAUCAUAUUCAAGAUUAA